AUGGGGACCUUCUCUUCCAAGCCUCCUGUUGCUUCCUCAUUGUCCAUUGGCCUGUUCCAUACCAAUGGGAGCUUCUUGUGUUGUUGUUGGCGAAAUCGACCGGAAACCCAUGAUCUGGUAGAUCUCACAUUUCGUGCACACAAGGCUCCUCAUACCUCAUUUCGGAUCUUCUGCGCAGACCCUAUGACACUAGGUUGGCCAGACCUGGAAAUGCCAGCCUCCCUACAUGCUAGGCUCCUGCUCUGGAGGGACUUGGCCGUUCACAUGCUCUCUAAACUGCGGUACAAUGCCAUCAGGGUAGGUCUACAGAACAAUCAUUGUCCGCAGCUGACCCUGUCAAACUUCAUGUCAGAUAAUGUGGCUUUGGUUGGCAAAACAAUCACAGAUGCAUACUACAAGUGCUCUCAGCCCAAGAAAGCUGCCUUUGCAAAGAAAUGGAUUGAUGGCGGUAUGUUUCUUCAAGAGGACAAGGGCAAGAUUCACUUUCAUCUUAUGUCCAACACAAACACCAACGCAAGAACGAAUCCUGCUGCGGCAACGAACUCAAGGACAACUUAG
This is a messenger RNA of Ustilago hordei, 558 nucleotides long. RefSeq lists its product as uncharacterized. The record is from RefSeq and is a predicted model, not a curated record. The coding region runs from base 1 to 558 and encodes 185 amino acids. The transcript is spliced from 2 exons. Lineage: Eukaryota; Fungi; Basidiomycota; Ustilaginomycetes; Ustilaginales; Ustilaginaceae.